Brassica rapa (field mustard) is the source of this 2114-nucleotide messenger RNA. RefSeq names its product serpin-Z1. NCBI's taxonomy places the organism in Eukaryota, Viridiplantae, Streptophyta, Magnoliopsida, Brassicales, Brassicaceae. The record is from RefSeq and is a predicted model, not a curated record. Gene Ontology annotation, molecular function: serine-type endopeptidase inhibitor activity.
AUCGAGUUUACUUAGAUUAAACUAAAUUUAAUUAUAUUUUAUAAAUAAUAUGCAUAUUCUUAAAAAAAAAAGGUCAUAUCAAAUAAAAUGUUUAAAUAGCCAUAAUGUGUAGAAAACUUAAAAAUAGCAACUAAAUUCUAAAAUCAAUAUGAAAAGCGUAUUUGAACUUUAUUCGCAGAUCUUAUCACUCUAAAUCUUCAUUACCUUUAAAAAAAAUUAUAUACACAUUUGGUAAAAGUUAGAUUUUGAAAUACAAAUUUCACAAACGUAAAUGUUUCAAUUAUUUAAAUUCUUCAAAACAAGUGAUCAUGAAAUAAAAUUUAAACAAAGUGAAAAGUAAACAAAAACAAUAUUUUGAUGUGAAUAUUAAACUUUUUGAAUCUUGUAAUUUAUGAAUUGUAAAGACAGACAAAAAAAAGACGAGAGAAAAUACUUUAUUAAUCUUUAAUAAAUCUUAUUUUUAUUUAAAAAGAAGAAAAAAUAAUUAUUUCAUUAACAAAAUUUUGGCUUAUAUAUGAACCGGGGUUUGUCCGGUUCAUUGGGUCAGCCGGUUCCCGGGUUUUUUAACCUAUAAAUAUUGUUUAACCCCACGAAGUUUUCUUAAUCAUAGAAUUGUAGCUAAGAUCACAAUGAAUCCUUCUAGCUUACCGUCCAAGUCAACCAUUGGUGUAGAAAAAGCCAUUAAGAACCAAAAGGACAUAGCGCUGAUCGUUUCGAAGCAUCUCUUCUCUACCAAAGCCAAACACUCUAACUCCGUUUUCUCACCAGCGUUGAUAAACUCCGCGCUCACUUUGGCGGCUUCUGGCCCCGACGGUUCUUCAGUCUCCAACGAGAUCUUCUCCUUCCUGAGGUCUUCUUCAACCGACGAACUCAACGCCGUCUUCAGCAAGCUCGUUUCCGUUGUCUUCGCUGACCAUAGCGCCCACGGUGGACCAAAGAUCACGUCCGUCAACGGUGUCUGGAUCGAGCAAACGCUGCCCAUUGAUUCAUCGUUCAAGGAUCUCUUUGAGAAUGUCUUCAAAGCUGCUUUCGAUCGCGUAGACUUCCUAACAAACGCCGAACAAGUUCGUAUAGAGCUGAUUAAAUGGGCUGAAGAUCAUACCAAUGGUCUCAUCAAAGAUCUUCUUCCUCCUGGAUCCGUCUCGCGUCAAACCGGCUGCGUUUUUGGAAACGCACUGUUCUUCAAAGGAGCAUGGGAAGUUCCAUUCGACAAGUCUUACACAAAAGACACAGAGUUCCAACUUCUCAGUGGAACCUCAGUGUCCAUGCCAUUCAAUGGCGUUGUAUCAUAAAGCAUGUGUGGAGAUUGAUGAAGAAGGCGCCGAAGCUGCUGCUGCCACUUUUGUAGCCAGUUGUGGAUGUGCGAGAUAUAUGGAGCCUCCUAAGAGGAUAUAUUUUGUGGCAGAUCAUCCAUUUUUGUUCUUAAUUAGGGAAGACAAAACUGGAACUGUUUUGUUUGUUGGUCAGAUCUUUGAUCCUUCCAAGAAAUCUGCUUAGGCUUUCGCUUUAGUCAAGUUAUGACCGGAUAAGUUGAAUUAGGUUUGAGCUUUAUAUUCAAUCUUGAUUUUAUGAAUCAAUUGAUUCAUAUUUAUGUAUUUGGUUAUUCAUAAAAUUUUCAUUAAUCGCAUGGUUUUAUUUGGUUUUUAUAAAUUUUCAUUUCUUUUGCUUUUUCUAAAUUUUGAUUAAUCAAUUGAUUCAUAUUUAUAUAUUUACUAGAUGGCCGGCCCGCACCCUGUACGGGCAUAAGAAAAUUUAAAAUAUGGAAUAAAUAUUAUAUAGUUUUUAAAAGUAACAGAUUUUACAACAUAGUACCACCGUCUUUGGGAGAAUUCAUCAGUCAUGGAAAAAAGCUGGUAGUCAAUAUUUGAGAUGGACGAGAGAGAACACAAUAACGUCAGUAUGAAGAGGCAGAUAUUGUGUGUAUAUAUAAUUGCAACGUCACAAAAUAUUUUGUGUGUUUAAGAAGAUACUUUCAUUAAAAAAAAUGGAAUAAAUAGUGUAUAGUUUUAGAAGUAACAGAUUUUAUAUUAUCAUUAAUUAGAAUUGUAUUGUAUAUGUGUCGUAAUUCUGUAUUUAGGUGAAUAAUAUUAUUUUUCCAUAAAUAAUAAACAAAC